AUGCGUAGGAUUCAACCGCACGGCCCCUAUCCCAUCGGCGGAUGGUCCGUUGUAUCGAUGUACGCCUACCAAGUGGCCCAUCGCCUCGUCAGGGAGGGUGAGACCAUAACAGCGCUCGUUAUUCUUGGCAUGCGUGCCCCGUCUCUCAUCCCGACCACCACCGUGUUGACAGACUUCGUCGAAAAGCUCGGUACCUUCCAGGGUAUCAACUGCGCGCGCGACUUGCCCGAAGAUCUUUCCGCCAAGAAAAAAGCACAUUUAAUGACCAUCUGUCGGGCUCUGCCGCGUUACGAUGCUUCCUCCUUCCUCCGGGUUGCCAGCCACGCAACAUCACCGUCAUCUGGGCCCGACUCGGACUCGAGAAUCGACCAGAUGAUCCCGUUUCUGCGAUGA
Molecule: messenger RNA, 393 nt
Organism: Aspergillus melleus
Lineage: Eukaryota; Fungi; Ascomycota; Eurotiomycetes; Eurotiales; Aspergillaceae
Exons: 1
Coding region: 1-393 (130 amino acids)
Biological process (GO): biosynthetic process
Source: RefSeq, a predicted model, not a curated record